Molecule: messenger RNA, 2802 nt
Organism: Botrytis sinoallii
Lineage: Eukaryota; Fungi; Ascomycota; Leotiomycetes; Helotiales; Sclerotiniaceae
Exons: 3
Coding region: 304-2448 (714 amino acids)
Molecular function (GO): copper ion binding; oxidoreductase activity
Source: RefSeq, a predicted model, not a curated record
ACUUCGGUGCUCGGGUCCAGAGGACUUUGACGGUAAGCAUCGAUGUGAUUCCUAAGUAGUUUACCUUACCCGGCUCAAGGUGUUGAAUCUCAUGAUUGCAAAAAUAUUCUUAAGGGAGAUUCAUCCCCACUGGUACAACUUCAUUCUUUACAAUCCAGUACAGUCCGUUUUUCAUUCUCUCCCUUCUACAUUCGAUUUCUUUUUUUUCUUUGGCAACCUCACUCGAGGACCAUAACAAUCUUUUAUACUACACAAACUUCAACACCGAAUCCCGUAUAUUAGAAAGUUUCAGGGAACUACAUCAUGCGUCUUCACAUUCUUUUGGCCUUGUGCCUUUCGUUUUGCCAAAUUCAAGCAAGUCCUCUUUUCGGAUGGUUCUUUAAUCCAAUUGCCACUCUUCAGGCAGACCUUCUCAAUAUCAUCAAUCAAGCCGAGUGCUUAGUUUCCACAAAAGUUUCUUAUAUCCCAUCAAUCCUUACCAGUGGAAACACCAAUGCCGUUACAUCAAAUAAGUGUUCAACAACAAGCGGCAAAACUACCAGUGCCGCAGCUGUCCAAAGUUCCCUCUCUUCUCUUCAAUCUGUAGCUUCAUCUAAAUGGAGUUCGCUCCAGAGCUUAUUGUCUACAACUACUUCGCUUCCUCCCAUUCUUACUACUAGUCUCACUACCUCAACGGCUAAGCCUACGAGCACUUCGAGUGUCACUUCAACAUCAACAACUGCAAAUACUGUGUCUUCAACUGCCAAGCCAUCCUCGAUCACUAGCACAACUUCUCCAGUAUCCUCUUCAACAGCGUCCUCGACCAGCAAAACUUCAAGCUCGGCUGUAGCAUCAGGAACCCCAUGCGCAGGCAAUACCGCUGCUGAUAGAUCAAAGUGGUGUGACUAUUCGACAAGCACUGAUUACUACAAUGAAGUGCCAGAUACUGGUGUCACUCGCGAGUACUGGUUCAACGUUCAAGAUGGCGUUGCUUCACCUGAUGGAUUUUCAAGAUAUGUUCAAACUAUCAAUGGAAGUAUCCCAGGGCCAACCAUUAUUGCCGAUUGGGGUGAUGAUGUCGUGGUACAUGUGACAAACAGUCUCGCUACCAACGGUUCAACUAUUCAUUUCCAUGGUAUUCAUCAAAAGAAUACCAACCAAAACGACGGAGUUCCAUCAGUUACCCAAUGUCCUAUUGCAUAUGGAAAUACUUAUACCUACAGAUGGAGAGCUACUCAAUAUGGUUCAUCAUGGUAUCAUUCUCAUGUUGGACUUCAAGCAUGGGAAGGUGUUGCUGGUGGUAUUAUCAUCAAUGGUCCUGCCACAGCUAACUACGACGAGGAUAAGGGAACGCUCAUGCUUAGUGAUUGGGGUCAUGAAACUGUUGAUGAGCUAUAUCAAAAGGUUCAGACUGUUGGUCCUCAAUCAAUGACUACAGGUCUUAUCAAUGGUACCAAUGUUUUUGGGGCGGAUGGUGCUAGUAAUCAAACUGGUUCUCGUUUCUCAACUAGUGUUGAGUCAGGCAAAUCAUACAGAUUCCGUCUUGUAAAUAGUGCCAUCGAUUCUCAGUUCAAGUUCUCCGUCGAUAGUCAUACCAUGACUGUUAUGGCGAUGGAUUUUGUUCCUAUUGUUCCGUAUCAAACUGAUAUUCUCAACAUUGCUAUUGGACAACGCUACGAUGUAGUCAUCACCGCAAACCAAGCAUCUGUCGCCUCUGAUUUCUUCAUCCGCGCUAUUCCCCAAUCUUCCUGCUCUGAAAACGAUAAUUCAGAUAACAUCCGAGGUGUUCUCCACUACGGAUCUUCAACCGGUCUCCCUACAACCACCGGCUACACUUUCACAGACGAAUGUGUUGACGAACCUGUCUCCUCGCUCGUUCCAUACCUCCCAAAAACCGUUUCAGCCGCUUCUAAGAGCCCCGAAGAAGCCGUCACCGUUGCUCAAAAUUCACAACAACUUUUCAAAUGGUAUCUCAACAACUCUACCUUCCUCUCAGAAUGGGAAGAUCCAACUCUUCUCAUGGUUCAAAAUAACAUCACCGCAUUCGGAACACCAGAUAAUCUCGUCGAGGUACCCAACGCGAAUGAAUGGAUCUACCUCGUUAUCCACAGCGCGCUCCCCGUUCCCCAUCCCAUCCAUCUCCACGGCCAUGACUUCUUCGUCGUCAGCCAGCAGGCCACCACAUUCGAUGCCACCACCGCCAUUUCCACAUACAAUCUUAACAACCCCCCACGAAGAGACGUGGCCACGCUACCCGGAGGUGGAUACCUCGUUCUCGCAUUCGAGACGGACAAUCCCGGAGCCUGGCUCAUGCAUUGCCAUAUUGGAUGGCACACCAGCAUGGGAUUCGCAAUGCAGUUCUUGGAGCGCGCGAGCGAGAUCCCAAAGCUGUUGGAUACCACGCAGUUGCAGGAUACGUGUGCGGCGUGGACUGGACAUGCCGUGAUACAGGAGGAUUCGGGGGUUUAGAUUUGGGGGGUUUAUAUAAUUAUUUCUUGUCGCUCUUUUUAAGAUUUUAUUUCUAUUUGUGUUGGAUGAUGGAUUGAUGGAUGCUAGAUGCUUGAUGCUAGAUGCUAGAUGUUAAAUAUCUAGGGGAAAAAGGAGAAGACGAGGAUAUAUCAUAUAUCCAAGAUUAGAAACUCGAGUAGAUGAGUGAGAGUAAUGAUAAUUGAUCAUUCGUCUAUGCAGACGAAGAAAGAAGGAGACGGGCAAAAAGAGGAAGAGAUAUCAAUGGAUAGGUAUCUACCUAGAUCAAUCGAUGAUAACAUAUCACCGGAUAGGAUAGUAUCUAAAUAUAAUCUAAAACAAUUUUUAUAAAAAAUA